Rhodofomes roseus is the source of this 1119-nucleotide messenger RNA. Its product is annotated as aspartic peptidase domain-containing protein. Gene Ontology annotation, biological process: proteolysis. Gene Ontology annotation, molecular function: aspartic-type endopeptidase activity. The transcript is spliced from 7 exons. NCBI's taxonomy places the organism in Eukaryota, Fungi, Basidiomycota, Agaricomycetes, Polyporales, Fomitopsidaceae. The record is from RefSeq and is a predicted model, not a curated record. Bases 1 to 1119 code for a protein of 372 amino acids.
AUGGCACUGGGCGACAUCCUCAUAUUCAUACUCUCCGUGCUUGCUUACGCACGUCCGGUGGAACGGGAUGCAGGGCAAAGCAGCCCUCUCCGGCGUACGAGCAAUCUGGCGCGUGUCGCGACUGGACACAAGGUGCCGUUCACGUAUGAAGGCUACAGUCUCCUGCCUGUCGGCACCAUCCAGGUCGGCACCCCAGCACUCGACAUCGCCGUCAUCUUUUCGACGGGAUCGGCGGAUUCCUGGGUCCUUGACUCCGUAUAUUCCCGCUCUCAAUCGCUAGGGAAGCACUGUAAGGACGGGGUUUACAAACUGCAGUUCGGAGAUCGGAGUGGCAUUCAGGGGCACAUAUGCACCGAUACUGAUAUCGCUGUUCAUGAACAGGCGCUCCUCUCGGCGACCAACGUGGACAAGGGGACCUGGAGGAUGGACAUUCCCGGGGAUGGCAUGCUCGCCCUGUCAUCUCCUUCCGUUUCGCGCUUGAAAGGACGCCCCGUGGGCUACUUCUGGAACGCAGUCGAACAGAAGGCCGUGACGACGCCGGGCGAGUUCAGCUUCUACUUUGCGCCCCGCGGGAGCACCGCUGGGUCAGAGCUGCAGAUUGGCGGGCGCGAUCCGUCCAAGUACAUUGGCGAGCCGGAGAAGCACUUGACCGCGUUCGUUGGCGAGGAACGCAGUUGGACUAUCCCAGGAGGGAGCAUCUACGUCGACGGUAAAGCGGUCGUUCAAGAUAUAGUCACGACGAUUGACAGCGCCGCGAACUACAUAUACUGCUCGCUCGGUGCCUUGACGUUCUUCUACAGGAGGGUACCCGGUGCGUGUGUGAUCAAGCCUGGGGUAUGGGGCAUCCCGUGCGCGAAGGAUGGGGGGCGCCCGUCCAUCGAGGUAUCAUGGGACAACAUGAGUAAAUUCGACAUCUCCGAGUUCAUCCUAUAUUCGCGAGUGACCGUCGACGGAGAGUGUGUCUGGGAGUCUGAGAUCAUGUUGCUGAAGGACGACCGCGCGGCUAAUCACUGGAACUUUGGUACUGCGUUCAUGCGGGCAGCCUACACUAUCUUCUCGGUGGAUCAAAGGGUGAUCCUGUUGGCGAAGCCUAACCAUGACCACGGUCAAUCACCAUAG